AAACACGUACACCGGCAACAACACACCGGCUCGAUUUGACUUGCGUCCAAUUCAUAGCCGCCCGUCUAUCUAUCUCCUGCCUCCUCAUCCACAGCCCUUGGUUGUUGACACUAUGCAUUGAUAUACUGUAUGAAUUCUUCACGUACAAAGUCGUUUUUUGGAUCAAAGCUCUGUUCUGUAGAACAACAGAGGGAAGGAAAGGCUGAAAUACAAGUAAAAAUGUGUGCAAAAUAUACGAAUAUCAAAAAUGCAAAUUAAGUCAACGUUGGCAGUAUUGGCAAUAUUAAGGCAAUUGAAAUCAAAAGUGAUGUGCUAUGUUUAAAAGCUGGGGUACAAAUCUGUACGUACAUAUGUAUGUAUGUGCAAUGAAAUAAAAUGAUUUUUUUAAUUUAAAUAUUUUGGCGGGCAGAUGCUUAACUCUUAUUCCACCUACUGGCAGCCGCUGAAAUUAUUUCUACAACGUUUUUUGUAUGGUAUAUAAGAUGGUCGAAUUUUUUUGCAAAAUAUAGUAGAGCUUCAGCACUUCGCUAGUUAACAACUUCUGCAUUAAAAACCAACACAAAAACCAUCAAAAUGUUCAAAUCGUGCAUUAUCUUCGCUUUUCUCGCAUUGUUCGCCUGUGCUUCUGCUAAGCCUGCUGUGGUCGCUUAUGCCGCUCCAAGUGUCGUGACCGCACAAAGCUCGCAGUACAUUGCACGCAAUUACAACGGUGUUGCUGCCGCACCUGUCGUCGCCGCCGCAUACACUGCCCCCGCUGUAGCUGCUGCUCCCGUUGCUGCCGCAUACACAGCUCCAGUUGCCGCUCCCGUUGCUGCUGCCUACAGUGCGCCUGUCGCUUCGUACGCCUCAUACGCCUCGUACUAUCCCUACAACGCCGCUUACACUGUAGCUUUUUGCUGGCGAAUGGGGCAAAUGCCGGUUGAAAGACGACAGAAGGGAACGCGCCGCGUGGUAUUGGAGCAGCAGCAGCCAGCAGUGGUGGACGUGGUCCAAAGCCGGGCAGGUGAGCAACACUGGGUGGAGCAGGUGCAGCAGCAGCAGCACCGGGUGGUGGUGCACGAUGCUCCGGUGGCACAUCGAUCGUUUCCGCUGCAUCGGCAAAGUUGCCCGGCGUUGGACUGGCAACAGCAUUUCGCUGCAACAGCAGCAGGAGCAGAAGUGGCAGCAACUGGACUGGGGCAGCAGCUACGACGGGAGCAGGAGCAGCAGCGACUGCAGGUGCGGCUGGUGCGACAAAACGGGCUGCUGGAACUACAGCUGGAGCAGCAUAUGAAGCCACAUAUGGAGCAGCAGCCAAAAACCAAACCCUUCAAAAUGUUCAAAUUGUUCACUGUCUGCUUCCUGGCUCUCUUCGCUGUUGCCUUCGGUGCUGCUAAGCCCGGUCUGUUGGCUGCACCUGCUGCUCUUGCGUACUCCGCUCCAGUUGCUGCCGCUUACGCUGCUCCUGUAGCUGCACCCUUAGCCGCUGCUUAUGCUGCUCCCGUAGCCGCUCCUUUAACCGCUGCCUACGCUGCUCCAGUGGCCGCUGCUUACCACGCCGGCUAUGCUGGUUACGUUGCGCCAUACGCCAGCAGCUACUCAGCUCACUCUAUUGCUCACUCCGCCGCUUUCCCAGCUGCUUAUGCUGCUGCUCCCGCUGUUGCUGUACUCCGCAAAUAAAAAUAACGGUAGUAACUAUCUAUAAAUUAUAUUUGCUCAACUGUGAUGAACUAAGUCUUCGAACUGAUAAUACUAUAAAUAAAAUUGAUGAUUUUAUAACGACUUCCAAGAUCUAUUUACAUAUCAUAGUUUGUUAUUCAUACUUUUUUGAAAUGAGGUAUUAAUUGGUGUAGUAGAAAAUUGCUAAAGUAAGCAAAUAUCCACUGCGUAAGUAAGCAAAAUAUCUAUGUUUGAAGUGAAUUUAAAAAAAAUGUAAUAUAUAUGUAAUCCUUUGUUAGCUUUUAGAGUUUAAGCUUACUUCAAAUACACUAUUUCCCAACUA
This is a messenger RNA of Anastrepha ludens (Mexican fruit fly), 1981 nucleotides long. RefSeq lists its product as uncharacterized. The record is from RefSeq and is a predicted model, not a curated record. The transcript is spliced from 6 exons. Bases 574 to 1659 code for a protein of 361 amino acids. NCBI's taxonomy places the organism in Eukaryota, Metazoa, Arthropoda, Insecta, Diptera, Tephritidae.